Durusdinium trenchii is the source of this 1491-nucleotide messenger RNA. The record is from the annotation of a GenBank genome assembly. Lineage: Eukaryota; Dinophyceae; Suessiales; Symbiodiniaceae.
AUGCUCUCGCUUGUGCUGGCCUUGGCUGCCCGAGCGGUAGUGGCCUGCGAGGAAGAUUGCAGCAGUUUGCUCCAAGCACGGGCGCCGGUGGCCCAAUACACCGUAGUCGAGCAACAAGAGAUUGUUUGGAACAUCGCCAGAGGGAUCAAUUACACGCUCCAGUUUUUCAGCAUGGUUCCGACCUUCGGUGCCGAUGGGAACUACAUCGCCUUGCUCCAUGAGUUUGACCCUGUACUCUCGAAGCUUGGCGCUGAAGAAUCGCAACUGUACUGCUCGGAUGCCUCUGGCUUGCACAAAGCACAGCUGCGAGUCUAUGGCAGGGAGAAAGGCAUCCCUGUGAGCCUGAUCUUCCAGUGCGACUGGCCGGAGGAGCUGAGCGAGGUGGAAAACUUCGAGGUCUUCUUGGAGAAUGAGGAGGGGAAGACUUUGGGGAAGGUGGCGGUGAACCACAACACGCCAACCGCAAAGCACCAGAGUGUUGCUUGUGUGCGCGACGUUUUCAUGUUGGAUGGGGUCAAUGAGACUUUGGCGUACAAACACUUGGUCGAGUGGUUAGAGUUUCAUCUCUACCAUGGGAUGGAUCACUUCUUCGUUUAUACCUUCGGCACUGUGGACGAUGUCUAUGAGGAGAUAUUGAAGCCAUACCUCCUGGCAGGCGCAGCAACCCGGAUCCACUUCAAGACGCGUCCUGACUUUCACCGGCUGCGGCACUACUGGAGCAUGACCGAUUGCUUGUACCGGUCCAAGAACCAUGCCACGUGGGUGAUGCCGACCGUGGACCGUGAUGAGUACUUCCGGGUCACCGGACCGAACGAACUUUUCGGCACCCCUUCAGUGCCGAAGAAUUAUUUCCACACCGUGUGGGAUGCCAUUGUUCGCCAUGAAGGCAAACGAGAGGAGGACGUGAAGAGCAUCACCUUUGACCUGUACCGCUUCGAGCUGCCCUCGCGGGACGAGCUGACCAUUAGUUCGACUAUGCGACAAGCAGAGACACAGGCGGCACCCUUCAGCAGGGGCGAGGGCAAGAAAGGCUGGCCCAAAUUUGUCUACAAUGUCAAGAACGCGAACUCCGUGUACGUCCAUUGGGUCCACAGUUCGGUGCAUGGCACGGAGGAUCUUCAUAUUUCGCCCAGCUUGGGAGUCGCCAACCACUACCGUUCACCCUUUGACUUUGAUGAGCACGAGUUCCCAGCAAAUGUUUCGGAUACCACGUUGCAGACAGAUGUCGUGGCCUUGGAAGAGGCUUUGGCCGCACGCUUCCAACGCAACCCGCGCGAGUUUUUGAAGUACCUCAGCCACAAGCACCCUGCGCCUGAUGUACCCGAAUCCAACUGGUUCGCUGCCACAGAUCGGCUUCCAACAUCCUGGAAGGCUGCGCUGCCCGAGUAUAUUCCAGUUGACUGGUUUGGCGGCGCUGCCGGGCACAACCUCCUUGCUGAGAAUGGCAUUUUUGACCAGCUUAAGCGAGAUGACCUGCAAAUGUUUGGGUAA